Salvelinus fontinalis (brook trout) is the source of this 3321-nucleotide messenger RNA. RefSeq names its product arfaptin-1-like. Bases 977 to 1756 code for a protein of 259 amino acids. Gene Ontology annotation, cellular component: trans-Golgi network membrane. Lineage: Eukaryota; Metazoa; Chordata; Actinopteri; Salmoniformes; Salmonidae. The record is from RefSeq and is a predicted model, not a curated record. Gene Ontology annotation, biological process: intracellular protein transport; regulation of Arp2/3 complex-mediated actin nucleation. The transcript is spliced from 7 exons. Gene Ontology annotation, molecular function: phospholipid binding; protein domain specific binding.
GGGGAGACCUUCAUACCCAGUGAGGGAGAUGGGUCUGGUGGACAGGAGACCAUCCACAUGCAGUGUUUGUCCAAGGUGAUGUUACUGGGUGCAGCAGGUAGAGGUGACUCAGUGUGUCCGGACUGUAAGGUGACUCAGAGUGUCCGGACUGUGAGGUGACUCGGCGUGUCCGGACUGUGAGGUGACUCGGCGUGUCCGGACUGUGAGGUGACUCGGCGUGUCCGGACUGUGAGGUGACUCUGCGUGUCCGGACUGUGAGGUGACUCGGCGUGUCCGGACUGUAAGGUGACUCGGCGUGUCCGGACUGUGAGGUGACUCGGCGUGUCCGGACUCUGAGGUGACUCGGCGUGUCCGGACUGUGAGGUGACUCGGCGUGUCCGGACUGUGAGGUGACUCGGCGUGUCCGGACUGUGAGGUGACUCGGCGUGUCCGGACUGUGAGGUGACUCGGCGUGUCCGGACUGUGAGGUGACUCGGCGUGUCCGGACUGUGAGGUGACUCGGCGUGUCCGGACUGUGAGGUGACUCGGCGUGUCCGGACUGUGAGGUGACUCGGCGUGUCCGGACUGUAAGGUGACUCGGCGUGUCCGGACUGUGAGGUGACUCGGCGUGUCCGGACUGUGAGGUGACUCGGCGUGUCCGGACUGUGAGGUGACUCGGCGUGUCCGGACUGUAAGGUGACUCGGCGUGAAUCGGCGUGUACGGACUGUAAGGUGACUCGGCGUGUACGGACUGUAAGGUGACUCGGCGUGUUCGGACUGUAAGGUGACUCGGCGUGACUCGGCGUGUACGGACUGUAAGGUGACUCGGCGUGUCCGGACUGUAAGGUGACUCUGUACAGGUGUUCUAUUCUUUCUGUUCUGUUUGUCUGUUUUCACUUCCUACCAGAAGGAGUCCAUUGUCGAGGACAACACAGAACCGGAUGAGGGUUCACGGAAGCCAACCACAGGACCAGUGGUUGUCACGGGAAACCUGAAAAUGCCCGCCAUCGAGAAACUGGAACAGGUUCGCAAAUGGAGCAUCACUACUUAUAAGUGUACUAAGCAGGUUCUGUCAGAGAAGAUGGGUCGUGGAUCCCGUACGGUCGACCCAGAACUCGAGGCCCGCAUCGACAUUCUCCGUGAUGACCGCCGCCGUUAUGAUCAUGUGACCUGCUUGGCCCAGACACUCGCCACGCAGCUCGCCCAGGUCACGCAGACGCAAAGAACUCUGGGCGAUGCCUUCACCGAGCUCAGCCUCAAAACGCCGCCACUACACGUAGAGUUUGGUCUGAACGGGGACACCCAGCGGUUCCUGUCUAAGAGCGGAGAGGUCCUGGUCUCGGCUAUGAACUCUUUCACCUCCGAUAUGAACACGCUGGUUAACAAAACUAUAGAGGACACCAUGGUUAACGUCAAACACUACGAGACAGCCAGGAUAGAGUACGAUGCGUACCGUUGUGACCUGGAGGAUUUGAACCUGGGACCUCGAGACACCGCCACCCUCCCCAAACUAGAGCAGGCCCAGAGAACUUUCCAGAACCAGAGGGAGAAGUACGAGAAGAGCCGAAACGACCUGUCAGUCAAACUCAGACUACUGGAGGAGAAUAAGGUAAAGGUUCUCCAACAUCAGUUGGUAUUGUUCCAUGGUGCUGUAGCCUCCUGCUGCACCUCCAACCACCAGCACCUGGAGCUCAGCCUGCAGCAGGCAAGCACCAAGCUACCCAUGCCCGGCACGGAGCCUCCUUCCUGGCUAGAGGAGAGCUUAUCACCCCAAUAACCAUCCACCAUGUCUGGGGGUCCAUGAAACCUUCCAGUAUCUGAAUGCAAGUUGGGGCCUCUCAACUGCCACCUCUGUGGGCCAAAACAGAGUGUAUUGCCGACACUCCUGUAGGAGUUAUAGGUUCUCCUCUUACCCUAUAGGUUCUCCUCUUACCCUAUAGGUUCUAUAGGUUCUCCUCUUACCCUAUAGGUUCUAUAGGUUCUCCUCUUACCCUAUAGGUUCUCCUCUUACCCUAUAGGUUCUAUAGGUUCUCCUCUUACCCAAUAGGUUCUCCUCUUACCCAAUAGGUUCUAUAGGUUCUCCUCUUACCCUAUAGGUUCUAUAGGUUCUCCUCUUACCCUAUAGGUUCUCCUCUUACCCUAUAGGUUCUCCUCUUACCCUAUAGGUUCUAUAGGUUCUCCUCUUACCCAAUAGGUUCUCCUCUUACCCAAUAGGUUCUAUAGGUUCUCCUCUUACCCUAUAGGUUCUAUAGGUUCUCCUCUUACCCUAUAGGUUCUCCUCUUACCCUAUAGGUUCUAUAGGUUCUCCUCUUACCCUAUAGGUUCUCCUCUUACCCUAUAGGUCCUCCUCUUACCCUAUAGGUCCUCCUCUUACCCUAUAGGUUCUCCUCUUACCCUAUAGGUUCUCCUCUUACCCUAUAGGUUCUCCUCUUACCCUAUAGGUUCUCCUCUUACCCUAUAGGUUCUCCUCUUACCCUAUAGGUUCUAUAGGUUCUCCUCUUACCCUAUAGGUUCUCCUCUUACCCUAUAGGUUCUAUAGGUUCUCCUCUUACCCUAUAGGUUCUCCUCUUACCCUAUAGGUCCUCCUCUUACCCUAUAGGUCCUCCUCUUACCCUAUAGGUCCUCCUCUUACCCUAUAGGUCCUCCUCUUACCCUAUAGGUUCUAUAGGUUCUCCUCUUACAUAUAGGUUCUCCUCUUACCCUAUAGAUUCUCCUCUUACCCUAUAGGUCCUCCUCUUACCCUAUAGGUCCUCCUCUUACCCUAUAGGUUCUCCUCUUACCCUAUAGGUUCUAUAGGUUCUCCUCUUACAUAUAGGUUCUCCUCUUACCCUAUAGAUUCUCCUCUUACCCUAUAGGUCCUCCUCUUACCCUAUAGGUUCUCCUCUUACCCUAUAGGUCUUCCUCUUACCCUAUAGGUUCUCCUCUUACCCUAUAGGUCCUCCUCUUACCCUAUAGGUUCUAUAGGUUCUCCUCUUACCCUAUAGGUUCUUCUCCUCCUCUUCUAUAGGUUCUCCUCUUACCCUAUAUGUUCUUCUCUUACCGUAUAGGUCCUCCUCUUACCCUAUAGGUUCUCCUUUUACCCUAUAGGUUCUCCUCUUACCCUAUAGGUCCUCCUCUUACCCUAUAGGUUCUAUAGGUUCUCCUCUUACCCUAUAGGUUCUAUAGGUUCUCCUCUUACCCUAUAGGUUCUAUAGGUUCUCCUCUUACCAUAUAGGUUCUAUAUGUUCUCCUCUUACCCUAUAGGUUCUCCUCUUACCCUAUAGGUUCUAUAGGUUCUCCUCUUACCCUAUAGGUCCUCUUCUUACCCUAUGGGUUCUCCUCUUACCCUAUAGGUCCUCCUCU